CUUCUCCAAGCUUCCUCUUAAUUACACUCCUAAAAAAAAAAAAAAAAAAAAAAACUAACUCUGUCUCUGUCACCGUACCUCUUCUCUUUCUAUCUCUGCUUGGCAAAAAGGGGCGUAUCAGAAAACCUUCAAACAAUUCAGAAUUGCAGGCUCUAUUUGAUUUUUCAUCUGAAUAUGGCGACCAGAAAAGCUACGAAGCUCGCCAAGUCGGCCAUGGCGGCUGUUAAUGCCUCCAGAACCUCGAGAAGUUCUCUCACACAGUCUCAUUCCGUAAUUUAUGGUUUACGCACAGUCGCUUGCUCUAGUUCUACCACGGGAAGGUACAUCUCUUCACUUUCUCAGCCUCAGAUUGCUGACACACUUCAGAAUGAUGUCGUUUCGGCCAAGCAUUCGACAAUCACCUUCGCUAGGAAGUUUCACUCUUCCACUCCGCGUCACUAUUCCGCGACUAGCUCUUCCCAGGUUUAAAAACACAUACACGAAUACGCACGCUAAUCAAAAUGAGUUCACUGAGAUGGCCUGGGAAGGCAUUGUUGGUGCUGUUGAUGCUGCCCGAGUUAGCAAACAACAGGUGGUUGAAUCUGAGCACUUAAUGAAGGCUCUUUUGGAGCAAAGAGAUGGGUUGGCGAGGAGAAUAUUCACUAAGGCAGGGCUUGACAACACGUCAGUUCUGCAAGCUACAGAUGAUUUUAUAUCUAAGCAACCAAAGGUGAUGGGAGACACUAGUGGUCCUAUCAUAGGCUCACAUCUCAGUUUGCUGUUAGACACUUCGCGCAAGCAUAAAAAAGAAAUGGGAGAUGAUUAUGUGUCUGUAGAGCAUCUUCUGUUAGCAUUUCAAUCGGACAAGAGGUUUGGGCAGCAGUUAUUCAGGAAUCUUCAGCUUAAUGAGAAAGAUUUGAAAGAUGCUGUUCAAGCAGUUCGUGGAAAUCAGCGGGUUACUGAUCAGAACCCUGAAGGGAAAUAUGAGGCAUUGGAGAAAUAUGGGAAUGAUUUAACGGAGCUUGCUAGGCGUGGCAAACUUGAUCCUGUUAUAGGUCGGGAUGAUGAAAUAAGACGGUGUAUCCAAAUCUUAUCUAGGAGAACCAAAAAUAAUCCUGUUAUCAUUGGUGAGCCCGGUGUGGGGAAAACUGCAAUUGCUGAAGGAUUAGCUCAAAGGAUUGUGCGAGGGGAUGUUCCAGAACCGCUGUUAAAUAGAAAGUUGAUCUCCCUAGAUAUGGGUUCAUUGGUGGCUGGUGCCAAGUUUCGUGGAGAUUUUGAGGAAAGGUUGAAGGCUGUUCUUAAAGAAGUUACUGCUUCAAAUGGACAAAUUAUUUUGUUUAUUGAUGAGAUUCAUACUGUAGUUGGUGCAGGGGCUACAAGUGGUGCGAUGGAUGCUGGAAACUUGUUAAAACCAAUGCUUGGGCGAGGUGAGCUUCGAUGUAUAGGAGCUACUACAUUGAAUGAGUAUAGGAAAUACAUUGAGAAGGAUCCUGCACUCGAGCGUAGAUUUCAACAGGUGUUUUGUGGUCAACCAUCUGUUGAAGACACUAUAUCAAUUCUUCGUGGGUUGCGUGAGCGGUAUGAACUGCAUCAUGGAGUUAAGAUAUCAGAUAGUGCACUUGUUUCAGCUGCAGUCCUUGCCGAUCGGUACAUCACUGAACGAUUUUUGCCUGACAAAGCUAUAGACCUUGUUGAUGAAGCUGCUGCAAAGCUGAAAAUGGAGAUAACUUCCAAGCCAACGGAAUUGGAUGAGAUUGAUAGAGCUGUGUUAAAGUUGGAGAUGGAGAAGCUGUCUUUGAAAAAUGACACUGAUAAAGCAUCCAAAGAAAGGUUAAGUAAGCUGGAAAACGAUCUGGCUUCACUUAAACAAAAACAGAAAGAGGUAACUGAACAAUGGGACCAUGAGAAGUCUCUCAUGACACGAAUACGAUCAAUCAAAGAAGAGAUUGAUAGGGUAAACUUAGAGAUGGAAGCUGCCGAACGUGAGUAUAACCUAAAUCGUGCUGCUGAGCUGAAAUAUGGAACACUCAUGUCUCUCCAGCGCCAGUUAGAAGAGGCUGAUAGGAACCUUGCUGACUUCCAGAAGUCCGGUAAUUCCUUGCUGCGAGAAGAGGUUACUGAUCUUGAUAUUGCUGAAAUUGUAAGCAAAUGGACAGGUAUACCCUUAUCAAACCUUCAACAAUCAGAAAGAGACAAACUAGUCCUGCUAGAGCAGGUUCUGCACAAGAGGGUGGUUGGUCAAGAUAUGGCAGUGAAGUCCGUGGCUGAUGCAAUCCGUCGUUCUAGGGCAGGAUUAUCUGACCCAAAUCGACCAAUAGCAAGUUUCAUGUUCAUGGGUCCUACAGGUGUUGGAAAAACAGAGCUUGCAAAAGCAUUAGCUGGUUACCUCUUUAACACAGAAAAUGCCCUUGUGAGAAUUGAUAUGAGUGAGUACAUGGAGAAGCAUGCAGUCUCACGCUUGGUUGGCGCCCCACCAGGUUAUGUUGGUUAUGAAGAAGGUGGGCAGCUUACCGAAGUGGUUCGCAGAAGGCCUUAUUCUGUAGUACUCUUUGAUGAAAUAGAGAAAGCUCACCAUGAUGUCUUCAACAUUUUGUUACAAUUGUUAGAUGAUGGAAGGAUAACUGAUUCCCAGGGUAGGACAGUAAGCUUCACGAAUUGUGUUGUGAUAAUGACAUCAAACAUUGGCUCCCACUACAUACUUGAAACUCUCCGUAAUACACAAGAUAGCAAAGAAGUAGUUUAUGACUUGAUGAAAAGACAAGUUGUUGAGUUGGCCAGACAAACUUUCCGCCCUGAAUUUAUGAACCGCAUUGAUGAGUACAUUGUUUUCCAGCCUUUGGACUCCAAAGAAAUCAGUAGAAUUGUCGAGAUACAGAUGUAUCGGUUGAAGGACAGGCUCAAACAGAGGAAAAUUGAUCUUCAUUACACAAAGGAAGCUGUUGAACUAUUGGCAACAUUGGGCUUUGAUCCUAAUUUUGGAGCAAGGCCCGUUAAGCGGGUGAUCCAGCAACUGGUUGAGAAUGAAGUUGCAAUGGGAGUAUUAAGAGGAGAUUUUAAAGAGGAAGAUUCAGUACUUGUUGAUGUAGAUGAGUCCCCAUCAGCCAAAGGCCACCCACCCCAAUUCCGCAUCAAGAAAUUGGAGAACAACACUGCUAGGGAUGCAAUGGUUGCCAAUGACUAAUCCUAACCAAUGAGACUGUCAACCAAACUCCAUCAAAUUUUUGUCUUCCUAUAUUUUGUAUAUUCACGCCAGCAUAAAUGCAAACUUUCUUGUUUGACUGAGCUUGGAUUCUCUAAAAUAGUAAUUAAAUGGAACAAAUAGAGGAUACAACAAUUGCAUGA
Ziziphus jujuba (common jujube) is the source of this 3321-nucleotide messenger RNA. RefSeq names its product chaperone protein ClpB4, mitochondrial. The record is from RefSeq and is a predicted model, not a curated record. Gene Ontology annotation, cellular component: cytoplasm. The coding region runs from base 278 to 3160 and encodes 960 amino acids. NCBI's taxonomy places the organism in Eukaryota, Viridiplantae, Streptophyta, Magnoliopsida, Rosales, Rhamnaceae. The transcript has 10 exons. Gene Ontology annotation, biological process: protein refolding; cellular response to heat. Gene Ontology annotation, molecular function: ATP binding; ATP hydrolysis activity.